GUCCAAGAGAAACUCAGGCGAAGAAAAAGAUGGGGAGCUCGAAGGAUAUGCUGCGCAGUGAUAUUCGUACCAUUCACGGUGCUUUGGAGGAGGUUCUUAAUUGUACUCGACCUGACGUUCCCUCCUGGCGUUUCCCCGGAAGACUCUCCGCCUCUCUGUCGCUGGAGGACGUGUUAGGACCUUCUGAGGAGCAGGAGAGAGCGAGCCUUCUAGAAGGAAUCGUCGACAGGUUGCUGCUUCUCCUGCAAGCCAGUCUGAAACUGUGGACCGAGGCCGAGGAGCGGCGUCCCUCCCACCCCCUACCUCUCUCCCUCUCCUCUGCUGUAAGGAAGUUCUGCCGACAACUGCUGCAGACGAGACGAAAAACACAGUUGCUCCAAACACAGCUAUCAGCCAGAGAUGAGCAGGUGUCUUUGCUGACCGUGGCUCUCGAGAGGGCUCAGGAUCAGGUUCAGCUGCUGCAGAGCUCUCUGGAUCAUGCCACCUCUGGUUCUCACCUCAGACCUGGCUCUGUCCUUUCCAGUGUGGUACCGUACGAGGCUAGGAGCACUCUCAGAAUCAGUCGACUGGCAUCCACACAGAGUAGCAGACAGUCAUCCUGCACCAACAUGCAUGAGCCAAGUACACCACAGCCAGCUACUCCAUUACCACAAACCUCGUUCCGGAGCCCGCAACUGGCGACCAACAGCGACCAAACUGGUCCAAAGUGUACCACUGUAUCCACCCAGACAGCCGAAACCUCAUUCGCCAUGUGUGUGAGGUGCACCUACACCCUGAAAACUCUGACAUCAACUGCAGGCAAACUGCAAGAACUCUGCGAGUCUCUUCACCUGUCAUCGCAUCUCUCAGACAGUAACUGGGACACGGAGGCAGAAUUAGGGACCCUGGAUCCAGGGAAAUGGAGCGGGGCAGUGCGGAGUGAUUUAGAUGCCAUCAGGAGAGCCCAUGAGACCAAGGAGGAAGAGCUAGUCAGCCUCACAGACACCUUGGUCCAACAGAAAUGGCAAGAAGAAAGACUGCAGUCAAAACUCAGUCAUGUGUCACUGCAGAUGAGUGAACUGCAAGAUAAAGCAGCAGAGAGUGAGAGGAACCGUGCUAUGGAGCUGGCUUCGUGUCGCGAGGCAGGCUCUGUUCGACUGAGGGAAGUGGUGGGAGCUUUGAGGAGUGUCCAGGAACACAGAGAUACACUGGAAGACCAGUUGACCUCUGUCAAAAUGGAGAGAGACAAACUUAUAGCUUCCUCUGCUGAUAUUGAGAAGCAACAGCAGAGUCUGGAGAGGGAGCUGCUGGAGGUGAGAGAGAGGGAAAGAUCUCUGCGAGGGGGUCAGGCAGCCCUGGAGAGCCAGCUGAAGAGACUGCAGGGAGAGCUGGUUGAGUGUAAGGAGCAACUAGAGACAGACAGACUCCAACUGAGCAAGGCCACCUCUCUACACCAGAGCAUCCAGAGAAAACACCAGGCAGGGCUGAGCAGACAGAGAGAGGUUCUGGGGAGACUGGAGGAGAUGGACAGAGAGACUGAAGACCUGAGGAGAGAGCUGGCAAGCACCACUAGGACCAGAGGCCAGAUGCUCUGCAGGGUUGAGGAGCUGCAGUCCGAGUGCUCUUCUCUGCAGAGACAAGUUGCAGAACACGAGGAGAAGUCUGUAGCUUCAGCCAGAGAGCAGGAGAGGCUGAGUGAGGAAUUGCUGGAUCUAGAACUGCGGCUGACCUCUCUCUCUGCUGAGCUGGAAAAAGAGAGAGAGAAUUGUCGUCUGAUAGUGACUCAUCCUGAGAACGGCUCCAACAGUGGUCGCGAUCUCCACAAGCACAUUACGGCAAACACCAUUAGAAUUCUUCUGCUGGAGGAGCAGAACACAGAGGUGAGAGAGGCAAUAGUACAGAAGGCCAGACAGACCAAGAACGGAGAGAACGGGAAAAAAGAGCUGAUGCAGCCCGUUCCUCUCUGGCAUAGCAGCUCACUGGUGUCUGUACUGCUGGGCCAAGGAAAACUCUCUGAUUCACCGCUCGCCAAACCUCCUCCGCGGCCCUCCGUUGCUGGGAGACUUAGCAAAGCAUCCCCAGCUCCUGCCAGCCCCGCCUUCUCUCACUGAACAGUGUUUUGUGACAUGCGCAUUAUUGUUUUCUAAUACCAUCAUGGCUGAACUAGCGCCGCGCGAGGUAUGGAGGCAAGCAGACGCCGUUUGCUUCGACGUGGAUAGUACUCUGAUACGUAUCGAGGGUAUCGACCAACUUGCCAGGCUCUGCGGGGCGGAGGAGCGGGUGACAGAGCUGACCCGGCAGGCAAUGGGAGGCUCUCUGACGUUCAGAGAAUCCCUGAGCCAACGACUCAACAUCAUUAGACCGUCUCGAGACCAGAUUGAGAAGUUCAAGUCACUUCACACCCCAGACACCAUUCUCACACCUGAUGUGCAGAGACUCGUAAAACUGCUGUUUCAGCGAGGUGCCGAGAUAUACUUGGUGUCCGGCGGAUUCCGAGAGGUGAUAGAGCCGCUAGCAGACCAUCUUGGCAUCCCCCGAGACCAUGUGUUUGCCAACAAACUACUAUUCACAGAAAACGGUGAGUAUAGAGGAUUUGAUGAAAGCCAGCCAACCAGUAGAUCUGGAGGCAAACCCACAGUGGUUGCGGAGAUCAAGAAAAAACACAAGACGGUUGUCAUGAUAGGUGAUGGAGCUACUGACAUGGAAGCCUCUCCUCCAGCAGACCUUUUCAUUGGGUUCGGAGGCAAUGUGGUGAGGGAGAAGGUAAAGGAAGGAGCCUCUUGGUUUGUCUACAAGUUCCAGGAACUGAUAUCAGAGCUAGAGAAUGACAGCACUGACUCCUAGACUAUUCAGCAAGUUUUUUUCCCCUUUGCAGCUCAGGUUCCCCAAACCACGUGUGGUUUCUUCUGCUGAGUUUCAGCAGUGCUAUAUAGUAGUAGAUCUGUGUCUGAUCAUAGAGUUUGCUACGUAUUAUAGCCUCUGUUUGUAACGUGCUCAUGCAAUUAGUUACUAUGGCAUUGCCAGAUUGGACAACAGCUGGUUCAUUUGGUCCUGUUCACUAUUAUGAAAGUGUCUAGGGAAAGUAGUUAUACUUCAACUGGUAGUGUUAUUUGAGCAAGUACUCUGCAUUGAAGCCAGGGAUCUUGUCGAUAAAGUCAGUGAACUCAGCCCGGAGUCUGGUGUACCUCUCCUCCCAGUCUGUCUUGAGCUCCGUCAUCUUCACCAGCUCCUCCUGGACCCCUCGAGUGGCCGCCGCUUCUGCCUCGCACUGUUCCCGCAGUCUGGAGCAUUUCUCCUCGCACUCCUUCCCCGCGACUGCCAAUCUACGGUCCAUUUCCUCCGUCAGUUCACGCCGCUGCUCCUCCAGGGCCUUUUCUCUCUCUUCUUUCAGUUGGACAAACUGCACCUCAAGCUCUCUGGCCUUUUCCAGCUCUGCUCGACGUUUCCCUGCGCGUCGCUCUUCGGCUACUUCCUCCAUCACCCUCUCAGCGUCUGCUUUGGCUCUCCCUUUCUCUUCCAACCUGGCCUCCUCGACUGCCGCUUCCCUCGCUCUCCCAGCCUCCUCCCACGCGCUCUUCACGGCCGCCUCCAGCGCAGCUUCGUGCUCUGCCACCAUUUUCCUCGUCCUAUCUGCGAACUCUCUCCUCAGCUCCUUCUCCAGACUCGCUGCAUGUUUGGCUACGGCUCUAAGUUGGCUCUGGUGGGCCUCGACGAACAGCUGCUGUCUCUCUCUCUUCCACUGUUGCCGUGCCUCCUCCAGUUCUCUAUCCCUCCUCUGGGUCUCCUCUCUCCUCACCACCUCCUCCGUGGAGCGGAUGGCCUUCUGCCGUUCUUGCUCCACCUCCGCCUCUCUCAUACACCGCAGCCCCUCCCCCACCUCUGCAAAGACGACUCAGCUCACAACACAAGGCUCUCUGGACGACGCAUCUCUUUCGACAGCGACUUACCAAGAAUGGCCUCGUGGCACAGAAUCUUCUUUUCUUCGCUCCACAUCUCGCUGGAAGCUAGCUCUGGAUCUCAGAGAUACCUAUGCGCAGUCAUUCGUCGCAGCCGCGGCUUUCUCAACCCUCGGCGCGCAUGCGCAGCGAGCCCUAUAGCAAAUGACGACGUACGUAUUAUACGUCCACCGUAAUAAACAUUCAUACAAAACUGAAGUCAGUGGUGACUGAAGUCCAUAAUAACAGCGGUGUGACAUAUACUGAGUGUUUCUUAGAGAUUUCCUCUCUUGGCUUGCUCCAACUCUAUUGCUUCAAACAGAGCCUUGAAAUUGCCUGCUCCAAACCCUGGUGGUUGUGUCUCUCUAUCACUUCCAAGAAGAGAGUCGGUCUGUCUUGCAUCGGCUUGGUGAAGAUCUGGAGGAGGUAGCCGUUGUCAUCGAAAUCCACCAGAAUACACAGUCGCUGGAGGUCGUUCAUGUUCUCCUUGACUGUGAUCUUGGCUCUCUCCAGUCUCCGUCGCAGCUCUGUGUAGUAGGUGUCGGGGAUUUUCAGGAACUCCAUUCCACGAGCCCUCAGGUUUGUGAU
Messenger RNA from Geodia barretti, 4502 nucleotides. Lineage: Eukaryota; Metazoa; Porifera; Demospongiae; Tetractinellida; Geodiidae. The record is from the annotation of a GenBank genome assembly.